This is a messenger RNA of Alternaria incomplexa, 1011 nucleotides long. RefSeq lists its product as uncharacterized. NCBI's taxonomy places the organism in Eukaryota, Fungi, Ascomycota, Dothideomycetes, Pleosporales, Pleosporaceae. The record is from RefSeq and is a predicted model, not a curated record. Bases 1 to 1011 code for a protein of 336 amino acids. The transcript has 2 exons.
AUGGAUUUAGAUUGGAACUCAGAGUACUCAUGGGAUCUCACUAAGGAAAAUUCGGAUCCGUUGAAUCCGGAAGAAAUUGAGUGUUGGAGGAUGCCUUGGGUGCGGUACAUCGACAAGCCAUACAACCGCGAUAGACCAUCCAAGGAACAACAAAAGAUAGUGGCAAGGCGCGAUCGAGAGCAAGUCCGUGAAAUUGCGUCCAAAUUACACGUUAAACUGCCCCGAGAGUUACGCGAUGAAGUGUAUCAGUACCUUGUUGCUGAGGAGGACACAUUCUGGUUUAGACAAGGUCUGGAAGGUCUUAGCACGGCAUCUGAUGAGCAAUAUGUCAAGGAACCCUAUAAAGUAUUUUGCCCAUCCUAUGUGGGCUACGAGGUUGCAUGCGAAGCCGCGGAACGCUACUAUGCUACCAACGUCUUCGAUGCCGGCACUCAAUCCUACCAUUCGUAUGGAGACCACCCUACCAAGCUUCCGGGAUUACAGUAUCUCAUGCCCCAACUAGUGGAGGACUUGUUCGGCCUGGGUAUAUUGCCGUACAAGUUUAUUCGGCACUUGUUCAUCCGUAUCGAUCUCACUGACAUAUGCCCGCCCAUGUCGAUCAACCCCGAGGAGCCCUCCCGCGAUGAACUAUCGGAUCUCGAGAAGCUACACAAUGACCUAGAAUCCGGGCUCUCGCUGAUUGUGGAGAAAUCUAAGCUUGACGUCACUGUUCAGAUCAUGCCCAGCGAAGAUGAAUGGCAUUGGGGAGGGGAACCGGAUGAGAGCGACAUGGAGCCAGCCGAUGGAGAUCCAUACCGCAUCGGGUUUCUGAAUGUGGAGCGCAGCCUUCUUAAUGUGUUGGAGGCGAUGAGGAAAUCUCUCUACGAUCUGAAAUACUCCGGCUCUUCGGUUACAAUCUUAUGCCUGAUGAAUGUCCGUCGGCCACCAAAAGACAGGAGGAUACGAGGACUAUUCCACCUCACUAAAGAAGAUUGGGAGAAGGUCAGUGUGCACAUAAUGAACAGGAAAUAA